Molecule: messenger RNA, 3162 nt
Organism: Medicago truncatula (barrel medic)
Lineage: Eukaryota; Viridiplantae; Streptophyta; Magnoliopsida; Fabales; Fabaceae
Exons: 4
Coding region: 1044-2159 (371 amino acids)
Source: RefSeq, a predicted model, not a curated record
ACAUCAUUCCUUCCAACAUAAACUAAGCCCUUUAGGGAUUGUGACUGUCACUCUACACUCUUUUCCUCCUCAACUAUUGCUGGAUUCUGACUUUGCAUUGUGAUUAGCGCAGCACUUGGAAUUCUUAAUGGCUAGGAAGCAAACAAACAGUGUUUUCUUCUUCUGUGGAAUCUGUGAAAAAAUAUGACGUUUUUCUUAGCUUUCGAGGUGAGGAUACCCGCAGAAACUUCACAUGCCAUCUUUAUGAUGCUCUGAGCCGAAAGAAAGUUGAAACCUUUAUAGACAACAAUGAGCUUCAAAAAGGAGAUGAGAUCUCGCCAGCACUCAUCAAAGCCAUUGAGGAGUCACAUGCAUCUAUUGUCAUCUUCUCAGAAAACUAUGCUUCUUCAAAAUGGUGCUUAAAUGAGCUCAAAAAGAUUCUAGAAUGCAAGCAAUAUAUGGAAUUGACCGUGAUACCUGUUUUUUACAACAUUCCAUCACAUGUGAGGAAGCAGACCGGGAGUUACAAGCAAGCAUUUGCAAAACAUAAGCGAGAUUUGAAGCACAAUAAUGACAAGUUGCAUAAAUGGAAAGCCGCUCUCACUGAGGCAGCUAAUUUAGUUGGUUGGGACUCUCAAAAUUAUAGGUAAGAAAAACGACCUAUCCAGAUUUCUACAUGUCAUGACUUGUAUAUUUCAUACGAGUAGCAUAAAACUUGUUGAGAAUAUGGAUCAGAACCUAUUAUUAGAGUUUAUUGCAGUAUUCCUAUGGUUAUGACUGUUAUGAUUUUAAUUAUAGGAAUUAUGGGAGGUUACAAAUUUAUGUUGUUCUGGUACAAAUUUAUAGGCAGUUUUUGUUUUUGUUUAUUUCUGAUUAUGAGUUUCUUGUAUUUAAAGGUUGUUAGAAGGAAUGAAAUGUGUGUGUUUCAGUUUUCAGAACUCAUAAGUCUGCUUAAUUUUCUUUUCUAAAUUCCAACAGUGGUAUCAAGAGCAUUCUUGUUCUUAAGGGACCUGGUGAGGUUGAGAGUUCCACUAAACACCCAAACACUUACCAAAGAGUUGAAAAUGCACUCUGAUAACUCAGCCAUAAAAUUGCCAAUCUUUGAGGGUGAGAAUUAUCACCUAUGGCCAACCAGAAUGGAGGCUUAUCUUGAUACUCAUGAUCUUUGGGAGGCUGUUGAGGAUGAUUACGAGGUUGAGCCAUUACCAGACAAUCCAACGCUUGCACAAAUCAGAAACCAUAAGGAGAGAAAGCAGCGAAAAUCAAAGGCAAAGUCUUAUCUAUUUUCUGCUGUUUCUGAAGCAAUUUUCACAAGAAUCAUGGCUCUGAAGUCAGCAAAAGCAAUUUGGGAUUUUCUCAAACAAGAGUAUGAAGGAAAUGAGAAAGUCAAAGGGAUGCAAGUGCUGAAUUUGAUCAGGGAGUUUGAGAUGCAGCGGAUGAAGGAGUCAGAAACAAUCAAGGAGUAUGCUGACAAACUUCUAAGCAUUGUCAACAAUGUGAGGUUGCUAGGAGGUGAGUUUUCUGAUAUAAGGAUAGUCCGAAAAUGCCCUGUAACUGUUCCUGAAAGGUUUGAAUCCACCAUUUCUUCUUUGGAAAAUUCCAAAGAUAUGUCAACAAUUACUUUGUCAGCACAAAUUCCUCGCAAGUUUGAUUUUCAAACAACAAAGGCUUCAAUAACCAUUCCUCCUAUUCCAAAAUCUAACCUGUCUGGUUUCAUAUUCUGCACCAUUGUUUCGAAGUGCUUCCAUGUUCACAAUCUCCCCCUGAAUUGUGUUAUCUUUGAACACGGCAAAGAAGUUGACAGGUGUUUUGUUAUUCAUGACGCUUAUAUUGGGGCAUUAAUUUCAGAUCACGUUUUGAUAUGUUGGCAUCCUUACAACAGACAAAAACUUGGAAGUAAUGAUUGCAACCUAUCAUUUCAAUUCAUGCAUCAAGAUCUCAAUGAAGAAUUGUGGUGGUCAACAGAGGGGAUCAAGGGGUGUGGGAUCUUACCUGUGUAUAACUUAGAACAUAAGUCGGAUCUGGAUGGUAGGGAAAUUGGUAAAUUAAAAUUCAGUGCUCAAUAUUCUGACAGGUGUGAAGGCAUAAGCUCCAACAAUGAAAAUGAAGAUGACCAGAAACAUCCUUGCUGUUCAAUCGGUCUUUUUUUGAGGAACUUGUUAAGAGGGUCACAAGAAUAAUACAAGUCAGAAAUGUUGUGAUCUCUUUCUUUUGUUUCUCAAGUACAAUAAGCACAACAUCAUCACAUUCACUCAAUAAGAUUCAGUGAUGCAGUGGACUGGUGAUAUCAAGUUGUUCUGGUAGCAAUGCGGAUUUAUUCAAACAAUGUUGAGUGUCACGGAGCCGUCGGAAGCAAAUUCUGAAUAAUGUUGGUGAAAAUGGUGAAAAGACUAAAAAUGAAGAAAUGGAAUGGAUAGACAUGGACGCCACACUUUCUAAUCCAAGAAAGUGAUACGAGAACCUCCGCUCACUAUUUCUACCUAAGACUCUCCCUAGUCCUAGAUAUGAGAACCUCCGCUCACUUCCUCUUAAUCACAGAUCCAGUGAUCGUCCUUUUAAUAAUAACAAGAUGGAGACACUCUCCUAAUCCUGUGAAUCAACUCGUGCUUACAAGCUUUGAGUGAUUUCUAAGAAUUACAACUCAACUACAAAGUCCAGCUCAAUGCAUCAACAUGAUAUAAGAGUGACUCACAAUUAACAAAGAACAGACUAAAACCCUAAAUGACUCUUUUACAAAUGACGGCUUCAGUGAACAAUUAGGUCUUGAGUCUUUCUUUAUAUAGCCUGAUGCGAAAUGAACUUGAUGCACAAAUCCGGCUAAUCAUCAGCUGAAUCACAAGAUAUCAGCAUAGGUUUUUCUGAAGCAAAUCCGAUGUUUACUUAAAUGUUGCAACAACAUUCUUAAGGACUAAGUUAAGUAUAACCGCAUUUCCUUACUUCUAGAAACACGCUUCUUGGUCAACUCUUCGUGAAUUAACUCUUCAGAGAAUAUUCAGGAAAUCUUCACAUUUAAAAUAAAUAACCAAGAAGGCGGAAUCAAGGCACGCUAUGAUGUCGUACCAACAUGUUUAAGACAUCUUGCUAGACCGAUUGUAUUAACAAAAUGUAGUUAACACAUGUCUACAAACCCAACAAUCCAAAUAAGGACACAUGUUAAGAAACCUAAAAAUAGAUUUUUUUUUA